AUCAUUUUGCAUUUGCAUUCCUCUCUGAACUUGUCGUCUGUUAGAUCGUCUGAUCUUUAUAAACAGUUUCCAGCUUCCGAAAUACGUUAAUUUGGGCUAUUUUUACAUUUACCAGGCUAUGCAAAUUGAGUUCAUUAUAUUCUACUCUGGCUAGAUUUAUUAAAUAACCGUUUAUCAUCUUUACAGCGUGCGAUUACACACAGGUUAUCAAAGAUGUGUGGUGGUUUCACCUGUACAAAAAACACCUUGACAGCGCUAAAUGUUUUGUACAUUAUUGUGGGAUUCAUUCUGAUAUCAGUUGCUGUCUAUGGAAGAGAAUCAGCGUUGGGAACUAAUCUUCCCAUCAUCAGUGGAAUAAUGACGUGCGGAGUUUUUCUGAUCAUGGUCGCCAUUCUUGGAUUGUUCGGAGCCAUCAAGCACAAUCAAGUCAUGUUGUUCUUUUACAUGAUUAUACUAUUCAUGCUAUUUGUUGUUCAAUUUGGAAUUGCCUGUGCUUGUCUGGGAGUUGACAUGCAGGAACAAGAAAAACUCGCCGAAGAGGGCUGGAAAACAGUGAGCAUGAGUGUCAAGUCGAAAGUGCAGAAGGCAUUCAGCUGCUGUGGAUUCGACAAUUACGAGCACAAUGCUACUGAUCCUAUGGGACAUCCAGAAUGCAUCUCAGAUCCAUUGUGUUGCAGUGAAUCGAAAACUGGGAGCAUGUGUGUCUGCCCACCCUGUAUGAGCAAACUGCAGAGCACCAUUGACUAUGCAUUCAAGCUGUGUGGAGGAAUUGGUCUUUUCUACAGUUUCACUGAGUUUGUUGGUGUCUGGCUGACAGUGAGAUAUCGCAAUCAAAAGGACCCUCGUGCGAAUCCCAGUGCUUUUCUCUAACUUUUAAGCCAUGGAAGAGGAAACCUACCGAUGCGGUUACCAACUUCCUCCACAAUCGAAGAUCUCCAAUCAACAAACUGCAGUUAAAAACUUCAGAUUAUUCUGCAACAUGGCUAUAAUAAUUAAUCAAUGAAAUGUAUUUAUUUUCAACUAGUAGCUUAAUCAAAUGGAAUCGAUUUAUUUUUGAAUAAGGCUAGCUGAGAAUUUAGUUCAACUUAGAUGAGAAUGUAGAAGCUGAAAUGAAAUGAUGAAUUUUAGUCAUAUAUUUGUGUUAGUUGAAAAAUGUAGUUAUAUAUUAUUAUCAAUGUUUCAUACGCAUUGAAACCCUAAAAUUGUGAUCUAUGGAGUAAAUUUUAGAAUUUUCCCACCUUAGAAUUCUGGUCUAAUGGAUCAUAUUUUUACAAUGGUGUCAUCCACCAUUGAAACCCCAAAAUUGUGAUUUGUAUAGUGAAUUUCAAAUUUUUCACCGUAGAGCUCUAGUCUGAUGAAACUUUUAAUUUUAUUAAUUGCUAAAUCUUGUAUAAUAUUUUUAUCAUGGUGUCAUGUACCAGUAAAUUGUGAUCUGAGGUGUCCCCAAAACCGGAUAUCAUUGAGAAAAUUGUGAUCUUUGAUGUAACCUACAUGGAUUAAAAAAUGUAGUAUUUAGCAUUUAUGUGGACACGUUGAUCUCUAUAAUGAAAUUUGCUUAUAAUUUUAAUUGAAAUAUGCCCGGAGUGCAGUGAUCCACUGUUUUUAAUACAGUAUUUCGAAUCACUAUCAAGCUUUUAGUUGUUUUAGAAUUAAUUUACUAACAAUCCUUAAAAGUUAUACUAAUCUGAAUAGUAAGAAUAGUAUACUAAUCUGAAUCUUAAAAGUUUAUUCUAAUCCAAAUGAAUUGAGAUUUUGUUAUGGUUUCUUGAGUACUCUGUACUUCAAUUCAUAGUUUUGAUUAAUUGCAUCUUGAUUAUAACUAAACUAAUAUUUUACUAUUAGUUACUUCAACCAUGUAGAUUGAAUUUGUCUCCUUUCAAAUGAUUUUUCUUCCACCUACUAUGUGAAAUCGUAUUUUCUCACUGGAACAAGGGUAUCUGAUUGAGACCUUCUCUUUUCCCAAGGGACUAAUUUUUGUAGACCAAGUACUUUUAAUAACUAGGUACUAAAUUUGAAUACGUACUUUUAGAAUGGGUACUAAAACUUGAACAUAUUGGGGACUAGAAAUUUGUCAUGUAUUGGUAUUUUUAUUGGUGGCAUGGAUAUAGAUUAAUAUGUUGGAGGUAUCUGUUUGGAACAGAGGAUUAUAAACAAGGAAAAGUUUAACAUUGUUUUAAUUAUUGGUGUAGGUGGGGCAAAAAUGCUUUGUGCAUCAUAUGACUAAAGUUCUGUUUCUCCCAGGAAAAAUAAUUGUUCUACGUUUCCCUCGGUGAGAAAAAUUUCUAAUCAAUUUUGUAGAUGCACAAAUAAACAUUGAUCAUUUCUAAAUAUCUGAAUUUGAUGAAACUUUUUACUCACAAAGUCUAGUUCACCUGUCAUUAUAUGAUUUGAGAUACAGCAUCGUUUUUGCUUGCUCUAUCAAGUCAUGUUUGAUCUAUUUUCGAUAAAUUGUCUGCCUAGUACGUGGUCUAUAACUAUAAGGCAAUAUUAUUAAUAAAAAUACAAUUUGAUUUAAUUUUUCCUGCUUAGUAUAUUUACGUCAAUUCUCAUAUUUAAAUGAGUUAGUAGUUUCUUAUAACCGUUUUCUUUAUUAGAGCAAAAAUACAAUGAUUGUGAUAACACAUAUUUUCGUAAAGAGCCAAGUAGGAGAGUAUUUUUAAUUACUAGUUUUUAUAUUAACAGGAUUAUCCAUUUAUCACUGGCUAUUGUAAUCUAAUAUCAUAAAGUUCACUUGGAGUUUGUGUUUUAUCAUGGACUUGUAUUUACAAUACUUGCUUUGACAAAUUUCCAUAUUUACAUCCAUAGUUUCUGAAAAUUGAGGAACAGUUUUUUUUAUAAAAGUCGUUCAAUUUUCCUCGUAAAAACUGGAACGAUUAUAGAACGUUUGGUCUCAAUUUUCAAAAGUUCAAUAACUGCUGCCCCCUCAAUCAAUACAUUGUUCUAAUAUCCAAUAGAAUAAGUUUAGAAAUAAUGUCGGUGAAAUAAUCUGACUUGGAAUGGUGUUGGUCCUUGUUUCUAGUAGCAUGAAUAUCGAAUAAUAAAAUUCAAUUAUUUUACUGAAAUUUUUUUCAAAUAAAAGUGAUAAAAUGUGAUGUCAUUAAAUAUUGGUAGGCAAGAAUUCAAACCCUGAAUCAAAUGUUUUUUAGUAAUUGAUUUUAAUCUUCAAAGAUAAGAGAAUUGAAAUGAAUCCAUUCAAAGCAUGUAACCAAUAAUUGAAUGUUUAAUAAAACAAUCAAAUUUGAAGCCUUGAAUUUCAAACCAUAUUGAGUCUAGUCAUACCUUUAAUAUUUUAUACAAACUGUAGUUGGAUGUAAUCGUACUAAUAUAAUAUCUGUAGCAUAAGUAAUUGUUUUAAAAUGUGUGAGCAUAUUAUGUAUUUUCCUUUAUAGCGAUAGAGUAAAACGCUACUAAUGUGAUGUAGAGCUUAUAAUUUGAGUAAAGUGAUGCAUUUAUGAAA
Nilaparvata lugens (brown planthopper) is the source of this 3457-nucleotide messenger RNA. RefSeq names its product tetraspanin-31 (gene Tsp97E). Lineage: Eukaryota; Metazoa; Arthropoda; Insecta; Hemiptera; Delphacidae. The coding region runs from base 214 to 870 and encodes 218 amino acids. The record is from RefSeq and is a predicted model, not a curated record. The transcript is spliced from 7 exons. Gene Ontology annotation, cellular component: membrane.